AUGCAGUGUUUUAGACGCAUGGUGAGUUGGUGCUGUGGUCUUUGUGCAAAUUCAGGAAGUGACGAAGAUGAGGAAGCUGAACGUCAGAGAUUAAUUCCAAGCCCCCAGCUUUCAUACGAUGGGAUACAGCAACCAUAUGGAAGUUUUUCACCUCCAGAUCCUGUUACAAAUGAACCUCAGUCAGAUAUCAAUACCAUGAUGACAAAUAUAAUAAAAGUUGCUGAGAAUCAAGUGGUGGAUGCUGGAGCAACAGAUUACAAUCCCCUAGACUCACAAGAACAUAUUGAACGAUCAAGAUACUACGCAGAAAGCAUAGCUCGACAGCCUUUAGGCCCGCCACCGUUGCCAGUGUUUUUGCCAAGAACAUUUGGAAAUCCUGCGUCAAUCAUAGAUGCACCGCUGGUAGAAAUCGCUGAAAUUAAUGAAAUAAAACAGCUUGCAAAGGAAAAUGCUGUAUUUGUUCACGAAAUGACGACACAAGAAAAGGAUGAUCUCAUUGCCCACUUCAAUCAAGCAUAGAGAUAAAGAAAACCUUACAAGCUUUUCUUCGAAAGUAUAUGCUCUCAAUAUCUACCAGACUAUUUUAUCUUUUAUAUAUUUCUAAUUUUUGUACAGAAAAUCCUAAGUUUAAUUGUAUACAACAAUUUAUC
Schistosoma intercalatum is the source of this 650-nucleotide messenger RNA. The record is from the annotation of a GenBank genome assembly. Lineage: Eukaryota; Metazoa; Platyhelminthes; Trematoda; Strigeidida; Schistosomatidae.